This is a messenger RNA of Penicillium coprophilum, 546 nucleotides long. RefSeq lists its product as uncharacterized. Lineage: Eukaryota; Fungi; Ascomycota; Eurotiomycetes; Eurotiales; Aspergillaceae. Bases 1 to 546 code for a protein of 181 amino acids. The record is from RefSeq and is a predicted model, not a curated record. The transcript has a single exon.
AUGAACGCCAGCACUACAGAAAAAGCUCCCAAGACCCCGAAGCCAACAGCCUCCGUGCCAAUUGUUCAAAAUAAACGCUGGCCCCCCAUGGCAAACCGAAAUGCCCUUCCCUACAAGCUCACGCAUAUCUCAAAGGAGAAACUUGCUCGUGAAGCCACCGCACCCGACCCCGACCUCCGCCGCUGCGUGGCUCACUUCCGCCUGCACUGCGGUUCCGUCACUUGGACCGAGAAUGACAUGAAGUCUCGCAUCAGUUCAUUUGAAUUCGAAGAUACCGACGAGGAAGACGAUGUGGAUGAAAUCGAAAAAGAAUUGCCUGUUCUCAAGAACAGAGCCCCUUCAAAUGAGACUCCAGCCGAAGUCGCCGAACAAAUAUCAUACAAAUCAAAAUCAGAGCCUGUCGCUGCUGCGGCUCCUCCAGCAUCACCACCAUCCCCUGAAAACUCCGAGCAUGGUUUUUUGGGAAAGGGUCGCAAUUGUCUUGAGGCGACCUCCAAACACCUAUGGACAGGGGGAUCUUGCAUGGUUUCCACAAUGGCGGGUUGA